CGAUCGAAACUGAUAUCGGCUGCAUGUUGGGGUGAAGGAGGAGACGAGUCUGCAACCUGGAGUGAGUCCGGAAACAAGCCGAGAGGUUUCUUUUCGACGGACAUGUAACCUUAAAGAACAAAAAAGAGAGAAAAUAAUUUAAAAAUCUUCAUCUGUUGGAGUUUUUACCAAGAGAGGAGAGUAAAUGUAGCUUUUAUUGACUUUUUAAUUGGUAGGUGAACUUCUUGAAACGGAUUUGUGGGCGUUUUGACACGUAAAAGAGGAUGUGGACGAACCUUUUCUGCUCGGUUGUUUGGUGCGUCACAGUUUGGAGUUCUCGCGCCCAAGAAUGUGGUCGACCUCCAUUAAUGGAGAACAGGAUUGUGGGAGGGAUGGACUCCAAAGAAGGGGCUUGGCCGUGGCAGGUGGAUUUACAGACAAAGAGUGAUGGUCACAUCUGUGGAGGCUCCAUCAUCACACAGAACUGGGUCUUAUCAGCAGCACAUUGUUUCCCCAAUUCAUACGACGUGAGCAACUACAUUGUCUACGUUGGCCGGUACCAGAUCAAAAACACCAACCAGCAUGAGUCGGUUCACUCUGUGAGUCGCGUGGUGAUCCCAUCCAGCUACGUUGAAUCUUACAAGGGGCAAGAUGUGGCCCUAGUGCAGCUGUCCACCCCCAUAACCUGGUCGGAUUAUGCCCGUCCUGUGUGCUUGCCCUCGUCUGGAACCCUGUUUUCUGCUGGCAUGCGGUGCUAUGUCACCGGAUGGGGCAACACCAAGGAAGACGUCUCUCUGUCAGGACUCGGGACUCUACAGGAAGUGGAGGUGCCAAUCAUCUCCCAGAGUUCAUGUCAGGAGAUGUACCUCUCAGAUCCAACGGAGCAGGUGGACAUCCUGAGUGACAUGAUCUGUGCGGGAUACCAGGGGGGCGGAAAGGACUCCUGCCAGGGUGACUCAGGGGGGCCCUUGGUCUGCCCGAUGGUAAAUGGGACCUGGGUGCAGGCUGGCGUGGUGAGCUUCGGGAUCGGCUGUGCUCAGCAGAACAAACCAGGCGUGUACGCGCGGCUCACCACCUUCUCAAGCUUCAUCAAGAACAACAUACCAGAGGUUCAGCUGUAUGGAGCAGCCCAUCACAUCCAGAGUGGGAGCGUUAUUUUGCUCUUUAGCUUUGUGCUAAUCCUGCAGGUUCUACUUCAAAGAUGAUUUCUGAGGGUCAAUCUCUGCCUCAGUGGCCUUUAACAGUCACAUUAUGUUACUUGUAUCUGACUUGCACGUGAAGCCAUAACAAAAUGUAAACAUGAUUUUUUUUAUUUUUAAUUACAGCUUUGUAUUAUGAGCUUUAAGUAGAUUUCAUAGUUUUGUAUUUUAAAUCAUUUCAAAUAAAAUGUUUUUAAUCGUCAAA
Molecule: messenger RNA, 1383 nt
Organism: Oryzias melastigma (Indian medaka)
Lineage: Eukaryota; Metazoa; Chordata; Actinopteri; Beloniformes; Adrianichthyidae
Exons: 6
Coding region: 264-1184 (306 amino acids)
Biological process (GO): proteolysis
Molecular function (GO): serine-type endopeptidase activity
Source: RefSeq, a predicted model, not a curated record